AAUACAUAUAAGCUUUUACACUUAUCUGGCUUUGUAGGCUGCUUGAGUGCAAUGCGUGACAAAGCCCUUUAACUGAAGUGGAGCACCUGUGUUCCAGGCCGUGGGCCUUUGCAGCUUACCUCGAUGUACUAUUUAGUGUUACCCUCACCAGCUUUAUUAUAAUGAUGCUCAGCUCCGGACACUUCCAUAUUGGCGACACGCAGCUCUUGCGCGGAAGGUGUCGCUAUGCAACAUAUGCGAGGUGGAACUCUUGGGGCAUUGGGAACACAAAGGCGCCGUCGUCUUUAGCGUCUGGCGUUCGGCGACAACCGUGCAAGUGUGAAUGCCUGAACGCUGAGACGCAGGCCAUGUACGCCCCUGACGUUCACAACCCCGCCUGCCCAAAACCCACUCCAGAUGCCGCCGCGGCCCGCCGCGGCCUUGCCUCCAUGGCCCAGCUGGCGUCCGCCUGGGCGCAGGUGUCCAGCCGCCUGGCCCCAGGCACCUCCCUGGACUCCACCGACCCCAUGGAGGGGCCAACGGCCCCAGCAGCGGUGGCGACGGCGGGUGGCACGUACCCGCAGCCAAGGGAUACAGCCGGCAGGGACGGCGGCGGCGGUGCGAGCGGUUGGGGUGCCGCGGAUGGCGUUGCGGUGGGAAGGCCUGUGGAGGCCCUGCUGCAGCCUGUUACCGUGUCGGAUGCCAGUCCGUCUCUGUUACCGGAGCACAUAGCAAGUGGGUCUGCUGCCCAUGCGCUGCUGCAACAGCCGCAGCAGCAGGCGCAGCAGCAGCACCACCAGACGGGAGCCUUGUCCGCUCUGCUCCAACCACCGAUCCAUCACUACCACCAUCACCAGCAGCAAGAACAGCAGCACCAGCACCACCAGCAGCAAGAACAGCAGCAGCAGCAUGCACACAUCAGCGCCAAUACCCGCCAGCCCUGGAUGCACCCUCCAACACCCCUCCAACACCAGCACCAUCAACCACCUCCACUCCAACCCAACCCCCACCCGCAACAAAACCAACAACAGCAACAACAACACUUCGAGGCCAUCAUCACCGCCCUCAAACUCGCCCUCGCAUCCCUUCAAUCCGCACCUCCACGCCGCGACGGCCGUACUCCCGCCACUCGUGCCGUACAACUCGCCUCUACCCUGGCAGACCUGUGCGCCGCGGGGCUACCGCUGGAUGCGGCCGCGAUGUGUGCGGGGGUGGUGGCAGAGGCUGCGGAGCUGGGGGCGCUGGGGCAUGACGUCAUUCGCGCGCAGCUGGGUCCCGGCGUGGCGGCGCUGGUGCAUGACAUGCUGCGGGUGCGUGAGGCGCCGCAGCGGAUCGAGGUGCUGGAUGAUGAGGGGGCGAGCGCGGUCCGCGAGUGGUGCCUGGCGUGUCACGACGUGCGCGCGUGUGCGGUGGAGGUGGUGGGCUGGUGGGACGAGCUGCAGCACCUGGGGGGGCUGCCGAGGGGGGAGCAGCAGGCGCUGGCAAUGGAGUCGCUCCAGAUCGGCGCCCCGCUGGGCCACGCGCUGGGUCUGGGGCCGCUGAGUGCCAUGAUGGAGGACAUAUGCCUGCGGGUGUUGUUCCCCAGCUCCUACGCCUCCACCUCCGCCUGGCUGCGCGCGCUGCUGGGCCCGGGGGAGGCCGGCCUGGCAGCCGCACGGCAGCAGCUGCAUGCCACCCUGGAGGCACACCCGCAGUUUGGUGCGCUGUCGGGCGGGUUGCUGAUCAAGUCGCGCACCAAGAGCCUGUUCAGUGUGAUGAAGAAGCUGCUGCACCUGGGUGACAUGGCGCGAGGAGGGAGGAGCCGGGAGGAGCUGUACGACCUGCUGGGCAUGCGUGUCAUUGUGCAGCCGCCCCCACACCUGCCACCGGGGGAGGCGGAGGCGGCCGCCACCAAGGCAUGCUACAUCGUGCAGGAGGUCGCAUGCAACCUGUGGCGCCCCAUUCCGACUCGGUCCAAGGAUUACGUCACCACACCCAAAGUAAACGGCUACCAGUCCAUCCACCUCACGCUGCAGCUGGAUAGCCAGUCAACCAACGCAACGUACCCGUACGGCACCGGGAAAGCGUCUGAAGCAGCAGCGGCGGAUGUUGCGGGCGACGGACCCAUGGGUCCGUCUGGGCCGUUGUUCAUGGAGCUGCAGAUCCGCACGGACGCCAUGGACCGGGCGGCGGAGAGCGGCGAUGCGGCACAUGCGGUGUACAAGGGCGGCAUGGACGCACACACCGCACGACAGCUGCAGGCAUGGACAUUGGAGCUGCGAUCGCGGCUGGCCAGCUCACCUCGCGGCCAGCUGCUGCUGCGGGCGGCGUCUAAGGGAGGCGCCCUCAGGUCGCAAGCAUCACUGAGCCCUGAAGAGGCACAGGCGGCAGCAGAGCGCCGCCGCCGCAGGCGGGAACGCCGGGCAGCGGCAGCCGCCGCAGCGGCGACCGCCGUUGCCGAAGCAGCGGCAGCAGAGCCGUCGCCUGACGCCGUUGCUGGUGCGGCGGUUGCUACUGCCGCCGUGGAGGAGCCUACUCCCCCCGCCGCAUCAGCUGUGGUUCAUUCCUUGGAUCCAAAAGGUGCUGCUGGUGUGGUUGUUGUUGGUGCGGCAAUGGAGCCGCCCGUGCCGACGCUGUUGCCCCGGCCGCGCCGACCCGGCGGGUCGGUCGCACAUACGCCCGGGCUUCCACCAUCGCCGCCGCUUGCGACGAAGCCCCCGCACCUGCACCCGCCCAGGGUAGAGCCACGGCGCGACGGCGCGAUGCCCGUUACUGCUGCGACUGCCGCUAGACAUGAAGAUGGUCCCAGCGAUGCGCACGAACGUGAGGACCAGCGACGACUAGACCGCGGGACGCCCGCGAAGGAGCGGCAAUGCGGAGGAAAAGGAGCCGUCCUUCCAGUCGCAUCUAUUGAGGCUGCUGCAAACGGGUCAUCAAGAACCGCAACCACAGCAGCAACCAGCAAUGGUAACGUCGGCGCUUCAGCACCUCCCCUCGCCGUCCCCUCUCCACACGUGUUUGCCGCCAUGCCUACCUCCUCGCCGGCAGCCUCCGCCGCCCUUCCCAUGCCCUCGAGCAGCCCCCCAUCGCUCCUCCUUUCGAGCUCAACAGCUCAUGGACAGCCAGGGUCAAGCCUAAAUGGACAGCAACCGGAGCAGCAAGGGCAGCUACCGGACCAGCUGCUGGAGGGUUCGCAUCAGCUGCCGGAUCAGCGGCAGCAAUGGUUAGGAGGAGAGCAGCAGCAGCAAUUGGAGGAGGGCGGAGGGCCGCAGCAGGCGGGGGCCAUGCUGUUCGGCAGCCUGGGUAGCAUCGAUGAGUUUGAUGAGGCUGUGGUGAUUGGGUUUCCGCCUCGAGAUGCGGCUGCGGCGGCAGAGGAGUUGUUCAGACACCUGGACGUGAAUGGAGACGGUCGCCUUAGUCUAGGUGAGGUGCAGCAGGCGCUGCUCGACCUGGCUGCCCCCGCAAGCGACCGGGACGCCGCAGCCCUCAUGGCCGCCCUGGACCUCAACGGUGACGGGGGAGUCAGCCUGGAGGAAUUCGUAGAGGGCGUGCGGUCGGCGCAGCUGCAGCAACAACAGGAGUAGGGACACCAGCAGCAGCAGCCGGGGCAGAGCGGUGUCCGGGGCAGGGCAGAGCGGUAUGUAGUAGUGCAAGCCCUGGUAGGGCAGCACGAGCCGCAGGGGGAGCUGGGUGUGCAGUGUGUGAGUGGCGUGAGGACAGUAUUACACAGGGAUAGCUGAGAGAGGAGCGCUGUGGCUGAGAGAGGCUCACAGACCGGGCCAGCACGGCUUUGUGGAGUAGGGAAGCGCGAGCAGGAGUGCUAGCAGGAGAUGCAUGGGGCCGCAGGUUUCUACCAUGAGCCAGAUGACAGUACUGGUGUUCAUGUAUGUGAGACGUGGGAGUGGCGGUUGGGACUUACAAGCUCAAUGAACGUUGCAAGUUGGACACGUGGUGAGAGGAGAGGUGAGUGACAGGGGAAUCAGGCGGUUGCCUAGCUGCUGUUGUUGUUGUACGCAUCGUUGGACGAGGGCGUGUUGUUGCGUUGUUGCAACCCAGGACAUUAGACUUAAGAGUAUACGGUAUGCAGCAGCUGGCUAAUUGCUAAACUGUGUUGAACGCCCUCCGUAAUGGAGGUAUGUGUACGGCGCUUUGUUCUCGCUGCUUAUGGACGUGCUAAUGCUACGCCUAGCGCAAAAUCGUUAAAUAUGUGGUGCCCGUUUGGUGGUUGGGACUGGUUAGGACAGGGCAGCAUCUGGUUGUUAGCGCAGAUGCCCAAGCCCACCGCAGGAUGCUUGCUAGGUGACAAUGUCCUCUAACGCUGUAUCCAACCGCAUGUGAUCGCAUGGGCCACAUUGCGAGUGGGGAAGAGUGCACGUUGUGUUACUAGACGCGGCGCCGUUGGUUCCGUGAGGGACCGUAGCUCCCCUCCGUCCUGUAAGAUGAGACCUGGCCGGGUCAGCUUU
Molecule: messenger RNA, 4421 nt
Organism: Astrephomene gubernaculifera
Lineage: Eukaryota; Viridiplantae; Chlorophyta; Chlorophyceae; Chlamydomonadales; Astrephomenaceae
Source: the annotation of a GenBank genome assembly